Messenger RNA from Insectozyma verbasci, 582 nucleotides. The record is from the annotation of a GenBank genome assembly. NCBI's taxonomy places the organism in Eukaryota, Fungi, Ascomycota, Pichiomycetes, Serinales, Debaryomycetaceae.
AUGAAGUUAUUUCAAACAGAACAUAGUUUUAAUUAUCCUUGGGAUCAAGUUACUGCUGCCAAUUGGCAAAAAUAUCCAAAUGAAUUAUCUACUCAUGUUAUUUCAGUUGAUAUAUUAGAUAGAACAAUUAAUAAUCAAGGUAUAUUAAGAACUGAAAGAUUAAUAGGUUGUAAGCAAUCAAUUCCAAGAUGGUUAUCAUUUUUAGUUGGAGGGGCCACAGUUAGUUAUGUUAGAGAAAUUAGUGAAGUUGAUUUAAAAAAUCAAACUUUAGUUAUGAAAAGUAUGAAUUUAACAAUGAAUAAUUUAUUAUUAGUUAAAGAAACAAUUAUUUAUAAACCAGAUCCUGAAUUAAAUUUGCAAAGUACUUUAUUUAAACAAAGUGCUGAAAUUACUGCAUUUGCUUCAGUUUCAAGAAUUUGUGAUAAAGUUGAAGAAUGGUCAGUUGAAAGAUUUAGUCAAAAUGCAAGAACUGGUAAACUAGCUUUUGAAAAUGUUUUAAAUAGAUUAAAUGAUAAAUGGGAAGAUGCUGGUGUUGUUAAAGAUUCAUUAUUAUUGAAUGAAGUUAAAAAAUUACAAUUUUAA